Molecule: messenger RNA, 7613 nt
Organism: Pseudo-nitzschia multistriata
Lineage: Eukaryota; Bacillariophyta; Bacillariophyceae; Bacillariales; Bacillariaceae
Source: the annotation of a GenBank genome assembly
AACAGAAUCGAACUUCCAUCGAACCGAAUCCAUCGCACUCAAUUUUGAUUUUCGAAUCGCCCCAGCAGCCCAUCGCUCGAACCGCAUCGCCAUGGCGUUUUCCGCGAAAUCUCAGCAGCCCGACAAGAGCAAGGUAUUUGCGGAAGACGACGAAGAAAUCUGGAAGAAGGUUGUCUCCUUCCAGUCCGUCGAAGGGAACAGCGACAACAAAAACGACACCAGCGAGAACGACGACGGAGGGGAUCGGGUCGGCCCCCUUCUCUCGAGCCUGGCCGAGCGCCUGCGAGAGGACUGGCGCAGCACGGAUUACUGGAAACGAGACACCGAACCGGGAGCGAGCCCCCCGAAUGCGGAAACCUAUUGGAAGAGUCUCUCGGCAUCGCUGUCCACCCACACAAAGGGCCGAUUCGCCUAUUCGGACGCUCCCACCAAGGCGGCGGGGGAGGUACCGGCAUCCCUUCCGGGAGACGAUGCCCUACCCGAGGCCUUUCGAGCCCCCGAGGGCAAGCGACACCUGGAAGCCACGACGGCCCUGUUGGGUCUCCCGCGGGACCGGGCGCUCCAGGUGACCAUGGGGGCACUCCGAUCGGUGGACACCGCCCGGGGGAACUCCGUUGCACCGACGGCAACAAAACCCACCAGCGAAACCGACGGCGGUAGCGGCAACGACAACUUCUCGUCGCUACUGGGAACCCGCGAGUUGCUGGACAAGACCCUGGAAUACCACCACCGGCAGCGAUCGGCACGCCUGUCUGUCCUCACGGAGUGCCUCCGGCUCGAACUGGAUCCCUCCUAUCCCAUUCGCGGAAUCGUCCAGGCCGAGUUCCUAGAUCCCCUAGACCAAGCCUUCCAGACGAGCGGGAGCGGCGGAACUUCCGUUGCCAGGGGACUCUUUAAGAGCCUGUUGAUCGUGGCCUGCCGACCGGAUCCGGUGGCUUCUCGCGAAGCCUUCGAACCCGCCAAACACCUGACGGAUGCCACCUCCAACACCGGGCUUGCUUCCUCUGCCUCCUUUCGAAGCGUUGCCGACCACCGGUUUGCGGAAGAACUCUUCUCCAAGGUGGUGGCCCAGGCGAAGCUGGAACGCACCCAGGCCAUGGAGGCCCUCCUGGCGUUGUUCUACGAGCGGAUCGACGGGGGAAUCUCGCGGGCCGACUACGCCCUCCUGCUGACGGCCUUUUUCUCCUCGGAGGGCUCCAGGGAGGAUCGCUGGCAGCAGCUCGCUGGGCUCGUUUGUGCCGGGUGCAUGGGUCUGUGGAGGGCCUUUGAGCAGGAGGACAGCGGAGACCAGUGGAAGGCCGGGCACCCGUUCCUGGCAGGUCUCGGGGAUCCCAGCAGCGAAUGCACAGCGGAGCUCGAGGCACUGGCACUCCUGGUGCUCGAGAUUCUGUCCUCGGCAAAACCCGACAGCAGCGAACGCCCCCAAUCGCUGGCAUUGCUCUCCUACGGCCUCUUGGUGUCGCUGGCGGCAGGCAACGGCGGGGAACCCGCUGCCCUCGCGCUGACGCACGGUGGACCCCUGUCGGAGCUGCUGUGGGGUAAUGGCGGAAGCAGCGAUGGCAGCGACCCGUCUAGGUCACUCCGGGAGUGCGGAGAGAAGCUGGUGACCCUCGCCAGCGACGAAGCCGGGGCCUUUGAUUGCCUCGCGGAAACGAUGCGGCGCCUGGCCGGAGAGGCACUCUCGGACACUCCCUCCAUUGUAGCUCACGAUUCGCUCUACGACUGGCAGUUUGCGUCGUCGGAGCGAGCGUCGAGCAAGAACCCCGUCCUGAUGCUCACGGACGACGCGGGAGGGGAGGCAACCGAUGCGGUGGCACCGGCCGUCGGCCCGGCGCUGUCGACGACCAUAUCGGCAGCGGCAAAAGGGGUCAAGAGAAUCCCCGCGGACGUUGUGGCCUACACCAGCAUCGCGAGGGAGGUCCUCGCCGCAUCCAUUGCGACCUUUUCCGACUCCCUCCUGGCCAUCGACCGGCAGGAUUCCUGCCAGAACAUCGGGAUGCUCUGCCAGCUGGCGGCGAUAGUCUUUGGGAACAACGAACCGCUCUGCUCGCAGUUCUGGGAAUCCUGGGAAUGCUACCUGCCCCUGGCGGCUGCCGGUCCGGCAAACACGCUCGCCUUUCCCAUGUGCCGUCUGCUGGAUGCCUCGUACAACCUUGCUCGGGAGUACCUGGCCGGUUUUUUCCAGGGAAAGGUUCCGAGGGAGGAGUAUUUGCUGGCCGUCGCGCCGUUUUUGGGACUCCUGUCUGCCCUCUGCCACGACCCAAGCAUUGCCGAAUCCAUGGUCGAGAUGCUCCCCCAGGCCAUGAUCCGAAUGGCGCUGGUCUGCAGCUUCUGCGAUGCUCCGGCCGAUGUCGAUCCCCUCGAGACCCGCACCGGGGUGUUGGGAUCCAUCGAGCGAUUGACCCGCGUCGCCACUUCCUCCAUGUCCUGUCUCGAAAGGCUGAGGAUGGCACUCGAGGACACGGAAAGCCUAGCCGUUUCGUCGAUGGAAACCGAACAGGGUGGCCAUUCGUUCGAUGGACCCCGGCUGUUGGCCUCCAUUUUGCACGAUCCAAAGGACCAUCGGAUAGCUCGUUCGGUACUGGGAAUCAUCGCCAAUCUGCUGGAGGGAGCUCCAAACGAAUGGGCAAUCCUCAUGGCCGGGCAAUUCAUCGACCGCAGGAGCGGUUUCCGCAGUACCGACUCGCCCACCUCUCGAUUGGUUCCGUUUCUGUCCACCAAAGACGAAGCCCUGUCGCACUCGGCGAUCCUGGUCCUGGCGGAGCUGGUGGGCCACCUGAGCCCCUUUGUCUUUUGUGGAUCGGAGGCCCUGCGGGAUUCUUCUACGAUCCUAUCGUUCCUGCAGAGCCUCGGGGCGGCAUUGUUGACGGCCAUGACCGGCCUGGCUACCACGCGGAUCUCCACGGCCUCGGUGGAAACCGCCGAGAUCGUCUUCCAGUCGUUUGCCGGCUUUCUGGGCGGGAUCCGUCCCGUGAUUCGGCUGCACGAGUCACCCGAGGUGCGAGAGGGGGCCACACAGAUACGGGACUGGCUGGUCCAGACACUGGCCACCAGCAACGGGCUCGGGGAGGUACUGGUGUACUACGCGACCGCUCCGGUCUCCCUUGGGCUCGUCGCCAAGAUGGAAGAAACCAUCACGGACCAAUCCAUUGCCGAACAGGUCGCCAAAGACGACGUUUCGGAAAGCGCUAAGAAGUACGGGGCGUGGUAUUCCUUUUCUUCCAACUACAAGGGCCAAUCCUCCGGUAUUGCGCUCUCGAAGUCCCGGGUUUUGGAGUUUCUGUCGGGCAUGACCCCCGGCGACUUUGACCUCGAAGGAAUCCAGGCCAGGGGAUGGGUGAAAGACAGCAAUCCGAAUGGUGUGGCGACCCUCGAUGCCGCUUGGUCUUCCAUCCGGUUGCUCUCCGAAUGGGCAAGCCACGUGGAAGACAUUGCCGAGACACACCUCGAAACACCCUUGUGCACGAAACAAGAAUUCCCGCUCGAGGGCGAGGCCAAUGACAUUAUUACCAAGCUGAGCCCGCAGCGAUUGCUUUGCACGGCGGCAUCGAUGCCGAUCCUUCCGUAUUCCGACAGCAGAUUGUCCUCUCUGUGGCAGAGUCUCAACUUGUCGGCCUUUGAUUUGUUGCUGCCAUAUCUGCACCACUCUACGGAAGGAGAGCAAGACCCUAACCUUCCCUUGUCGAUUGUUCUGAAUCUGUUGAAUACUUGCAUCGCUCAAGCAACAUUCACCCUGCCGAAGGCAAAGAUGGCAGAUUCUUUGCUCCUGCGAAUCUUGGUGCAAUCCGCUCGCUUUCCUUCUCUGCUGAAAGAUAUUGUGGAAAGGGGCAUCCGGCUCGCUGGUGAGGGCGACCCGAAACGGCUGGCAGAAACCAACAAGCAGGAUUUCUUGAAUGCCUUUUUGGGGCUACAGAUUCUUUCUUGUUGCGUGGCCUCGGCACCGACCGUCGCAGAUGUCGUCUUGAACCUCAAGGAAAGCUCGGGUCUCGUGGACAAGCUCGUCGAGGGGGCCCUUUUUGCACCGGGCGUCCUCGAUUUAAGCGGAUCGCAAGCCAUCUUUUCCACGGAGGGAUCGAUCCUCCGGAUGAGAAUGGCUGCGGGUUGCGCAAGCGUGCUUUCCACCCUUUGGAAAAACAUUCGUUUUUUGUCCCAAGGUACUGCCUCGGACAAAGAGGGCUCGUCGCUGUGGAAAGAGGUCGACAGGCAAUCGGUAUUUAUUUCGAAGCUGGUGGAGUUUGUUAGCCAAUACGCAAACACGGACAACCUCGACAAGAGAAUCGAUGUUUCCAACGAGACAGAGUUUGCCCGGGUAUCGACUAUGUCAUUCAUGACGUCCGCCUUCGAAAUUAUUACGAACGCGCACGUAUACGAAUCCUCCAAAGAAGGGCAGGCGACGUCGUCUACAACCGAUGUUUUGAAGAAAUUCUCGAAAUGCCGUCGACUUAUCAGAGCCGAAAAUUAUUCGAUGUCUGUUAGGAGCACGAAAGAAAUCUGGGAGAUUGCAAAGGAUGCUGGGUUGAAACAACAAGAUCCCGCUGCUCUUCUAUCUUCUUUCCCCGCUGUCUCAAGCACUCUGCAACCGAACAAUUUCUAUCGGAAAGAAAAUUCGUUUGAUUUGUCUUCUCUGGCAAAGUGGUUGAAAUGCAUAGGGGGCGCCGAGAUGGAUGACGAUGACUACAUCAAUGAUGCUUUGGAUAAGGCAUCACUCCUCCAUCAUUUGACUGCAUCGGAAUCGAGUCUGAUGGAAGCAUGGAAGCACUUUUUGGAGAUUGCCAUUUUCAAUGUGUAUUAUUCGAAUGGUUGCGUGAUCACCGGUUCGAAUAUGCAGAUUCUCAAAAACAUGACGCUAGAAACGCUUUUCAGUCUCAACGAUAACCUCGCCUCUGGUGCUGCCGCACAAACCGGAUCUUCAACACCAUUUAUGAGCAGAGAAAUUUGUCAGAUGUCCAGCUCCCUCGGCGACCUUUUCCUUUUCCAGUUGGAAAUUGGAGCGUUUGAUCUUCUGCCACUAGACGAGCUCCUAAAGAUUGCGACCGCCUUAUCCGAGAGCAUGAAAAGCCUACAAGAUGUUUCCUGUCCAAGACUGACGGGAGAAUCGGAGUCGAAUCCACUGUUGCAAGUAAGUACAUAAUAACCGUGCGCAUGCAAUUCAUUUGUAGCAACGUUUACAACUUGAACUAACCUGGUGACAAACUCGCUCUUCCCUAUUCAGGAAUAUUGUACGCAACAUCAAACUCUGUUGAGCUGCGCGCUUGUCAUUUGUGGCCUCAUAGAAAAGCACGAAUGCAGUCGCCCAGAUCAUGGUGAGCAGGGAGACAUAUAUACUUCUUUAUGCUUGACGAAUUGCACGUUUGUUAGGGCGUUUUCUCAGCUGUGCAACAAGAAAAAUAUUUCAGCGAAAACAAACACGACGAUAAUUCGCUCCUGCGCAUCGCUAUUCACGUUCUUAGUGAUAGGAUAUCAGAGUGAUCAUUCGAGCGAUUCUUCUUACACUAAUUUGCUUUCGAAGUCGUUUCAUGAGUAUGAAGUCUUGAAGCUACUUAUGCAAUAUGCUACAUACCUUUCGUCUUUUGUUGAGAAGAAUUUGUCCUCAUCGAAGAACCAAAUUCCAUCGGAGGAGGACAGAGAUAUUCUUGAAGCGAUUAAGGCUGUCUUCAACCUCUUGUACGCGAUCGCUGAUACCAAUGAUCCCGAAAUUAUAAGCACUUUGUACGCGGUUGAGUUCUCUCAAUUGGCUGUUAGAAACCCUUUGUUCAACCUCCGUGGUCCUUCGUGGUCCCAGCAGGAUCAAAUGCAGGCGCAACCAAGGGGCUACAUCUUCAAGAGAGAGACAGUGAUGAUAUCGAACGAGCAGUCCUCCAUUUAUGUUGGAUCCGAGGAUUCGGUUUACGAGAUAUGGUUGGCAUCCAUGCAAGUUCUAGGUGCAUGUGUCAGAACGUCUUCUCACUAUUUGAACAAAUCUGGGUCAAACGACCUAAGCACGGGAUUCCUCGAAAUGGCCAUCGAAUUUUUGAGGGUACACAGAAGCCCUCUUCUUGCGUGUCUUCAGAGCUGUGUCCAACCCUCAAAAAUGACUCGAUUGGCUCUGCGCGAAGCCAAGGAAUUAUUGGCAAUGGUAGCGGAGCUCUGCAAACGAAACGUCAGGAAGUCUUUUGUGAGCUCCAAUCUCGAUCUUUGUGAGGAAUUUAUCGAACAUACAAAGGUUGUAACGACGAGUCUGAGUAAAUUCCUCGGGGCCGUAGGAACUUCCUGUGAAUUGUUUGCAACCAUCGAAGAGUACGAAUCCACCGAUCAAGAUCGUUUCGAUGAUCUGAAAUCGGCUCCCCUGAGUCAACUCCGCCUUUCGCUGUUAUCAAUAGGGCUUCCCAUGGCCAAACAAAAAGCGAUGAGACUAUCGAACUUCGCGGCCAGUCGCCUCGAGAAAAUUUCGCAAGACGAUUUUCAAGCAGCCACUGUUGUUCCGGAUCAUUUCAAAUCGUUGUGCCAGAAACGAGUAUACGAGUCGGAAUCAGAGCGGAUCUGUCGACAAUCUGUCUCGAACGAAUUUUCUCUUGACCUAGUGAAAGCUAGUGCGGAAUGUAUUUGUCAGGCUCUGUCUUUAGUACUAAGGACUCAUGCUAUGUCCAAAUCCUUUUACGUGUUCUCAGAAGCGGACCGAGCGAUUGAUGUCAUGAACCUGGUGGAACCCGGAAUCGUCAUCGGAUAUAGGCCGAACGUUGGGCAAAUUAUGCUGUUCGGUUCGAGCGGAUUUGGGUCUCUUCGAUUUGGGAGAGUGUUGUCCGUUGAUACGUUUUCACGCACGUGGGAAGUGGUUGUUCUCCGUCAGGAAGGGAACAACGACUACAGCGAGGUGCACGACGGGAGGCGGGAAACCGUUCAGGCGGUCCAACUCGCGGGCAUCGAGGACAGGUCGGCACGAAAACCGUCCACUUCGCUGCUGUCGCCGGCACCGGACACGAUGGCUUCGUUCGAAAAGGCCCCUGGAUUUUUGACGACGGGCAACUACAUCAUGCUGCUCCGCUGGUGCCACCAGCAAAGCACUCUGUUGCGGGGCGGAGAGGACGCGAGCUCCGAACCCCCACCGUACGUCCGGCAGAUUGCCGAGCAGGCGUCGAUCCUCCUCGGGGCCGACCUGGUGCUGCACGAGCUGACCGGCAGCUUCGAGCACAAGGACCCCAAGGAGAUGGCAAUCCUCGACGACCAGCUCUUUGAACUCUUUGCGGACGGGACGGCCCUCGUAGAGAACGCAAAGAACGACAGCGACCUCGAAAACGAGGAACCCAGCGCCGUGUUUUCGUUCCAGGAGGGCCGCCUCAGGGAGGUGAUCGAUUCCUCGGUGUGGAACGGCCUCCAGGGCCAGGUCCUCCCGUUCGUAAAGCGGGCCUGGAAAGUCCGUAAGGAGACGGAACGAAAGCAAAAGGAAAAACAGAUCAGUGCGGGCGGGAGCACGUUUUUCUCCUCCGGAUUUCGUCGCACGGGGAAGAGCUCGUUCCGGAGGUGAAGCGAAUUCCGCUGCCAGAAUCAAUGAGUUCCGUCUCUUUUGUCGUUUCCAAGGUUAUUGCUGGGAUUAAAACCAAUAAAAAAUCCAGAAGAAACAAACAUGUUUCAUCAAC